GCCUGAGUUCUGCAAUGCUAGCAUGUCGCAAGGGCGGUGCCUGGCAACUUGCGCUGGCUUUGCACUCGCUUUGCGAAGGCAAUGACUUCAGUAAUUGCAUUGCGAUUGGCGCUUGCGAGGAAGCGAGCCAGUGGCUUUUGGCGCUUCGACUCUUUUCCUCAAAAUCAAAUGAGUUUUGCUUUCACGCCACCAUGAGCGCUGCUGGGGCAGCGAAGAGGUGGGAGACGUCGCUCUCGUUAUUGCAGGGCAUGGCAGAAAGUGUCCUGGUGCCUAGCACAGUGAGCUUUAAUACUGCCAUGAAUUCAUUGAGCGGAGGAGAUCUGUGGCGGGUUUCAUUGAGUUUUUUUAGAGACAUGCAGCGAAUGCGUUUGGUCGCUGAUGCCAUCAGCUUGAACUCGGCCUCGUUUGCUUUAGAAUUGGCAGGCCAUUGGCCUUUGGGCUUCGCAUUGCUAUCUUCGUUGGAAGCUGCAGACCGUGAGAGUGAGAUGAUCCUCAAGGCUGGCCCUUGGGAUCAUUCUUUGGCCAAAUUGGAGCAGAUGGUUCGCUUCAGGAUGAAGCUGGACAUCGUCAGCUGCAAUAGCAUCAUCAGUCGCUUGAGCCGGGUGGGCAACUCACUUGCGCUGAAGCUUUUGGCGAGGCUCCCACAACUACAUUUGAAGCCGGAUCUUUAUUCGGUUAAUGCGGCCAUGGCAUUUGCCGAGUGGACAAAAGCCUUAGAUUUGCUCGCAGCUUUGUCAACGCAACUCCUGGAGGCAGAUGCAGUGAGCUACAGUACCGGCAUCAGUGCCUGUGGCCGCGCACUGCGCUACAAUCCUGCACAGCAGCUCUUGCAGGAGGCUGUAAAGAGCAAUCUGGCAAACCAGGUUGUGUACAAUGCUGCCAUCAGCGCAUGUGGUGGCCGCUGGGAGCAAGCCUUGGCGUUGCUUUGGCAAACGCCCAUGGAUGAGAUCAGCUUCAAUGCAGCCAUUGAUGCUUGUGAGCAGGGUGGUCAAUGGCAGGUCGCUCUCCAACUGCUGUUCGCUGCAAGAGACGCCGGUAUGAGCUCAGCGAUUGGCGCCAAUAGCGCUUUGAGCGCUAUGGAAAAGUGUGGACAGCUUCUUCCGGCCUUGCACCUUCUCCAGCAGCACCUUGGUCUCAACUGUGCAUUGUAUGAGACGAGGUGAUCCAGUGGUUCCAUGU
This is a messenger RNA of Durusdinium trenchii, 1179 nucleotides long. The record is from the annotation of a GenBank genome assembly. NCBI's taxonomy places the organism in Eukaryota, Dinophyceae, Suessiales, Symbiodiniaceae.